Messenger RNA from Vitrella brassicaformis, 5811 nucleotides. NCBI's taxonomy places the organism in Eukaryota, Vitrellaceae. The record is from the annotation of a GenBank genome assembly.
CAGCGAAUGACACUCCAUUGCAAUGCAUCACGAGUCAUCUCAAUUCUUGUACAGACAGAGGGCGUGGAGAGAUGUACAGAACGCACAGCAGGCCACAGAUUCCAUAGACUUGUCGAAGAUGACAAACCCAACGACGUGUCAGCUCGUCGCCCGGGUUGGUCAGCUCCCACUGCUCUAUGGUAUCUAUGGCCUGUAUCUAUGGCCUGUCCGCACCGGCCGGCUCUUUUCGCCACAGAUCACCGUCAGACAGCCUGGCUAUGGUCUCUCUCUCUGUCUGACUGACUGACUAACUGACUGACUGACACAAAUACAAGUGCUCGUCCUAUCGACACAUCUCAUCUCGCCACUCGGUUAGCCGAUAGUGCUCAGCACCUCAGCCGACGCAGAGCUCUCCCCUCUUUCCCCGCCGAUCUGCGCAACGAUCGGUGCCACAGCUGGCGAGUUGAAGAAGGAAGACAGCCGCUCGUCGAGGUCUGGGGCGGAGUGCUUCCGGCGGCCGACGAUGGCCCGGAAUAUCUUGACCAGCCGGGGCAGCCGCGAGUGGUUGGGGUCCAGCACGUACACAUUGCCCUGUGGGUACCCAAGGACACGCACAGAGACGUGGGAGAGGUAUCAUUUGCAGCUCUCCAUCUUUGGUCGGUGCCCUGGCCUGUUGUACGGCAUCGACAAGGAACCGAUAAAAGUCGUCCGUCACCUCCGACGGAUGUGCAAAGCAUCCCCCAAAGUUGUAGAAUGGCGCGGCCGACGACACACCCUGUCCCAGCAGAGAGUCCGUCGCCUCCCGUGCCAGCUCAUCGGUAACAAAGCCGCCGCCCACAUGCCGCACGCACACCGCCACCAAACAGGCCUGGGACGCCUCCCGCGCCAUCCUGGCUUCUUUGCCCUCCCUCUUUGGUUUCUCCGGGGUGCUCUCCCUGCUCUCGGUCAUCUCGCCGUUUUCCAUGGCCGAAGACGAUGACACGCUGCCAUUUGGGCCCUCGUGGACGUUCUCUGGUUGCUGGGCUGUGGCGGUGGGUGGGAUGGAGUUGGCGAGAAGCUGGGGGACGCACUGGGGGAGGUGCGGGCCGAGCGCUGGGUGUGCAGAGGCAAGCAGGAUGAUGUGCGCGGCCCUUUUGCGGAGCUGGGGCUGGGUGGAGGAGAGGAAGGACACUACCAGCGGCAGCAGGGCCGACCAGUGGGGGCGGUCAGGCUGCAUCCAUCCAUCCAACACAUCAGAGGACACAGCACCUCUGCCCCGUCAUACAUCGGAAUCGUCUUUUCUUCUCUCUCUGCGCACCGUGUAGUGUUUGAAGAGGUGGAGGGCGAGCUUGAGUAGCUCCUGGUAGGAGCUGGACUCAUCCGCAGAGGCGAGCAGGGCUUGCAACACCCUCGCCCAUCGACUCAAGCAAUCCUGAGAUAAGGAGAGCAACAAACCGAGGGUCGCGCAGUGGUCGUGGACACGUGUGUGUGUGUGUGUGUGUGUGUAGGUUGUCAGUAGCUUGCUUACCGUGGCAUCGAAGUGGCUGGUAUGGGUGGAUAUCAGUCGGCUGAGGCACGGCACCAGAGUGACGCGACACUUGCGCAAAGACGUCAGCUCCUGAAUGGACCAACCAACCAACUAACCAGUGAGUGUGUCGACAAGACAUCCGUGUCUGCGCACGCUAUCUACUCUACUCAGGAGGUGCAGCAUACCAUACCUCCUCUGCUUCCUUGUGCACAUCUGCCUCCGUUUUGCGGCUCUACACGUCAGUACACAGACAGAGAAGUACGACCGACUCUGCCAUGGAAAGGUGCAGGCAGGUGUCGUUGUGGCCACCCUGGCCUUCCUCGCGCACCUUUCUUGUGAGACUCUGCCUGAUCUUUUGUUUGAUCUGGUCGAUGGACACGUGGAAUCUCUCCAGCAGCCAGUCGCUCAGCAGCAGCACCUGCACAGUGCAGUGCACGACACAGCAGGCAGGAGACAUCACAGUCUGCACACGAGCCAGCUGGUUGUGUGCAGACAUGCAGUGCAGCCACUGGGUUUUGCUGACCUGCUGCUGUGUGAGCGUGUCUUUGCCGGGCGCCUCGAGGGCCACAGUCAAGGCGGCCACCUGACGGUUGAUCAGAAACUCAUCCCUGUCAGACGCACCCUGCCACACACACAAUAUGCAACAGUCCCGUGUCCGUGUGGCAAUUCUUCCGUAGGUACACCCAUACCUGUUUCUUGAUGUCGUUGAGAAUCCACUGGAUGGCCUGCCACUGAUACGCCCCCACUUCCUGCAGCAGCAGCGCAGGCUGCUGCUGCCCCGCAGGCGAUCGACGGUCUGCCAUUUGCCUCAGCGUCUUGAGGUAGGCUUGAAGGACGUGCUGACCCUGCCCCAUGACCUCGUCAAAGGGCAGGGUCAUGACGUUGCGCAAAUGCUGCCGAGAGAAGGGAGGAGGAUGGUACGUGUCUGUCUGUCUGAGUGCUUAGAAGAAUCUUUCUUUGUUUCUUGCCUGUGCGCCGACCUACCUGGAAGAUCUCUGUCAGCAUUUGGUGUGGGAUGCGGUCACCGAACCGAUUCAGCACCAAGGCCAGCAGAUCGGCACUCCUGAACACACACACUCAGAUACACACACACAGAGAUCGCCCAAAUCGCCCCCACCGCACCUGGAGAUCUCUUCGAUCUCGUCCACGCCCAAACUCACAAUCUGUCCCGUCUCGUUCGAACUGCAGCACCGCGUCUGACAGACAGACAGACAGACAGACACCCCUACCACGGCAUCGCCCCCCAGGGACCUGACUGACUUACCUGUGUCUGCUGCCGCUGCUGCUGCUGUUUUUCCUCACUGUCCACGUCGUCGCUCUUGAUAGGCUUCGGCCGUGUGUCCAGCGGGGCCAUCACCCGAGGCCAGAACGCACUCAGAUACGGCAGCAGCGAAUCGCCGAGCGCCGGAACCAUGUCCCGCAACAUCGGCUGCAGCCAGACGACAACAGCGCAGCGCAGCGCAGCGCAGCACAGCACAGCACAUAAAUGUCGAUGGGAUGAAUGGAUGUGCAGUCGUUUCCUCCUCCUUACAACGAUGGAGUCGGUGACGGGGCUGUCUGCGGGGAAGUCUGUCUUGGUGAGGUAGUCCAGCACACACACCGCAUCUGCGUGGAACCGAGCAAAUCCUGCAAGCAGCCAGCCCAUAGAACAACCAUACACACACAAAGAACUGUGGCUCGCGUCACUUUGUUCACGAACCUGCCUUGGUGCCCAGCCGUGCGAUGGCUUCGAUGACCUCAGCUUUGAGCUUCUGCCCCUCGGGUGAGAGGGGCGACAUCAGCAACUGCUUCAGGAACGGCAUCCAGCUGGCGUAUAUCGACUCGACCAGCUCACGGGGGUCACACGCAUCCACGGCCCACAGGGGCAGCAGCUGACGCAGUGCUCUCGUGGCGUACUGCUUGAUCGACCAGCCUGCAUCAAGCAAAACAGCCAACAUUAGUCAGGAACGUGCCUCGGUGGGGUGGGUGGAUGUCCUGUGUGUGAAGGGUGUGUAUACCUGUGCCGGUCUGGACAAUGUGCAGGAGUGUCUUGGCGACUUCAGGAAAGACGGUCUCCUCCGUCAUGGGGCGCACUGCCUCAUACGCCUCACUCUCAGACUCACCCAGCUGCACAACCACACACCGCAGCGCACGACGGACCACCUGCGUGAAUGAACGAGUGAACACAGCACACACACACACACACACUCGUCACUCAGUUUCCGCGCCACCCUCUCUGUCACUCCAGCCAUACGUUCUCAUUCGGAUGAGUCAGCAGCGGCAUGAGCGCCUUGUCGAGCUCGUCGAUGUCGUUGUUGUCCAGGUUGGCGCCGUGAGUGUCGAGCAGCGUCUCGAGUGCCCGGAGGCCCGUCAGCCGCAGUGCGGUGGGUGGGGGGUUGACGAACCUGUUGCGGCAGGUGUCGAGCAGGAAACGGAACACACCCAGAUGGUACUCCGUGUGGUAGUCAUCGUCUCCACACAAGUCCUCCAUAGAAAACAGCUGACAGAACAGACAUCGAUCAAUCAUGGGAGCUCGAUUUGUGUUCCUGCCGCCGUGUUGUUGUCAGCUUACCACUGCGACGAUCUCGGCGAGUGCGGCCUUGGUCCGUGGGUUGAGUUUCUUCAUCUUCAUCUUGUGCUCAAAGAAGGGCCACGCAUCAGCCAGGAACGACUUCAGGUCAACAGCCUGACACACACACACACACACACACAAACCAAUGCGCACUCAGAGGCUGCCACCCUCCCUCCCUCCCUCCGUCACUCCCCGCCUUUUCACCCCCCCACCAUGGCGACUCUGCCAAUGCCCUCGAGUGCGACAACCUUUAGGUCGUUGCGGUCAUCAUUGUCGACUUCAUCGCUGUGCACUUCCUCGUCACUCAGCGACCCCACUGGCGGCGGCUCGGGCUCCCCGUCCUCCUCAAAGGCAGACGCGGGGGGCGUGACGAGGUCCACAAAGAGGCUGCACAGCUGAGAGAUGAACUGGGGGAUCCUUCUGCACCUGCAUGGCAUGCAGGUUGGUUGGCAUGGGAGACCCGAUGGUGGUCCUCCGCGCCGUGUUCUUGUUUGUUUACUUUGAUGGAUAUGCUUCACAAAGGGAGAUGAGGAACUCGUAGGUGAGGUAUCGGUGGUCGUGCUCUGCCCACUCCUCCCCAUCUUCAUCGUCUUCAUCCUCAUCCUGACAUAUGCAGGCACACACGCCCAGCGGCCGUCCGUGCGCUCGUGCCAUGUGAGUGUCGGUGUGGGUGUGUCCUAUUCUUCCCACGUGCAAAAUGCUGCUGGCUUUGGGCAGGUUGAAGAACGAAGGCGGCGACUGAGCGAUGGAGAGGAACUGCGCCGCCACCGCGAGCAGGUGCUGCUCGAAGAAGCGAUUUGCCUCCGUCAGCUGCACAAACGUCUCCAACAUAGACCUGCACACACACAAACAACCGCCACACAUGAAAGAAUCGAUACCUGGUUGCCGCGCCGACACAAAGAAUUCCUGCUCACCUCGCUUGUUUCCCGUGUGUCUUGAGGCUCUGCAUGGCCGCCCCCACAGCUGCUUGCAUGGUGGGCGUCAGCGACUGCAGGCCAGCGCAGUACUCACUCAUCUGCACCCGCUGCCCGUCGCGGUCCAGCAGAGCCGCCUCAUACACCUCCUUGACCAGCCUUACAGCAUCAGCCUUGAUGGCCAUGCUGGGGCUCUCCAGCAGCCCCCGCAGCUGAGCCACAAACGCCGCCGCCUCACCGCGCCUCUCAAUCUCCUCAUUCACAGUGUCGGCCACAGCAGACAGCACCCGGAUAGCAGCGAUGGCCCUCUGCUCGUUGUCAGAUCGCAUCAGCUGAAACAUAGCCAUCAGAAGCUCCGGCCACUCGUCUGAAGUCAGCUCUCGCACCCUUGUAAGCAGGUGGCCGAUGGCGCGUCGAGCGCUGCUGUCGGUUUCGUCCAUGAAGGCUUGGAGAAGAGCGCGACGAGCGUCUGGCUGCGUGGCCGUGAGCACGAAAGCCGCUGCCGCCUCGUUGUCAUCCUCUCCCUCCGCCCGCUUCAGCACAGUGUCACAUAGCGCGGCGGCCGUCUUGGUGAGGAUGGGAUCUCCGCGCAUCGUCGCGAUGACCUGAACAUACAUCCGGCAGGUGGCCUCGGGAGCGGUGUGUUGAAGACGCUGCAGCUCGUCCCUCGCCUCCCGGACGCGCUUCCCGUCAUCAGCCUCAGUCGGAUAUUGCACCCACGACAUGAUGAGGCCGACGAACGAAGAUAGCUCUUGGUCUGUCGGCAUCUGAGGGAAGGAUGAGGCCAUGAUAUGAUUUGUCCGUGGAGCAGCAGAAAGAUGAAUGAUAUGAUAUGGACGAGGGAAGAAUCGACGCACGUG